Messenger RNA from Camellia sinensis, 2002 nucleotides. Its product is annotated as polyphenol oxidase, chloroplastic. NCBI's taxonomy places the organism in Eukaryota, Viridiplantae, Streptophyta, Magnoliopsida, Ericales, Theaceae. The record is from RefSeq and is a predicted model, not a curated record. Gene Ontology annotation, biological process: pigment biosynthetic process. Gene Ontology annotation, molecular function: catechol oxidase activity.
CUUUAUAUAUAAACAUAGGUCUUGCACCUUUUAUGGGCACAUCCCAAACAAAAUAUGAAUUCUCUUCCACCAUCAUGCACCACCAUUCCCACCCAUUCUUCAUGUGCAUUUUUCAAAAACACAUUCCAAGUUCCCACAAUUGGAAAGAGCAAGCAUUGCUUUAAAGUAUCAUGCAAGGCCAUAGAUGGUGAUACAAAUGAAAAAACCCCAAAUCCAAAUCCACCAAAGCUCGAUAGAAGAAAUAUGCUUAUUGGCUUAGGAGGCUACGGCGCCGCCACCCUCGCCGGAAACCCACCAGCCACCGCUUCUCCGAUCUCCCCACCGGACGUAACCAAAUGCGGCCCCGCCGAACUACCCUCCGGCGCGAAACCCACCAACUGUUGUCCCCCAAAAUCGACAAAAAUCAUCGAUUUCAAGCUUCCGCCGCCGCCAACCAUCGUGAGAGUCCGACCCGCCGUCCAUUUAGCCGAUGACGAGUACAUAGCCAAGUUCUCAAAAGCACUUGCUCUAAUGAAAGCACUUCCCGAAGACGACCCUCGUAGCUUCACUCAACAAGCCAAUGUUCACUGCGCUUAUUGCGACGGAGCUUAUCACCAAGUCGGCUUCCCAGACCUCGAGCUUCAAGUCCACAACUCAUGGCUCUUCUUCCCCUAUCAUCGAUACUACCUCUACUUCUUCGAAAAGAUUUUGGGAAAACUAAUCGGCGAUCCCAGUUUCGCAAUCCCUUUCUGGAAUUGGGAUUCCCCGAUCGGAAUGAGCAUGCCGCCGAUCUACGCCGAUCCAAAAUCGCCGAUGUACGAUCGGCUCCGCGACGCCAAGCACCAGCCGCCGAUCACGAUCGACCUCGACUACAAUUUAACUGAUUCGAAAAGCCCUUCUGAGAAGCUCAUUUCGAACAAUCUCACUAUUAUGUAUAGACAAGUUGUUUCGAGUGGUAAGACUGCAAAGCUCUUUUUGGGAAGCGCUUAUCGGGCUGGGGAUGAUCCCGACCCGGGAGCUGGGGCUUUGGAGAAUAUUCCCCACGGGCCAGUUCAUAUAUGGUGCGGGGAUCGGACCCAACCCAAUAUAGAGAAUAUGGGGAACUUGUAUUCGUCGGGCCGGGACCCGAUGUUUUUCGCCCAUCAUGGGAAUGUGGAUCGGAUGUGGACCAUCUGGAAGAGUUUGGGUAGGCGGGAUUUUACCGACCCGGAUUGGUUGGAUUCCGGGUUCUUUUUUUAUGAUGAGAAUGCUCAGCCUGUCAAAGUGAAGGUCAAGGAUUGUUUGGACAUGACAAAGCUAGGGUAUGUAUACCAAGACGUGGACAUCCCAUGGCUGAAAAGUCGGCCAACCCCUCGCGUCUCAAAACUUUCCCGGAAAACAAACAAGGCCGGCGUAGCCAAGGCGGCCGAGACACAACCAACCUUCCCAACAAAACUCGACAAGGUGGUGCGAGCGACGGUUCAGAGACCGAAGAAAUCAAGAAGCAAGAAAGAGAAAGAAGAAGAAGAAGAAAUACUAGUGAUCGAUGGGAUCGAGGUCGAAAGAGAUCAAUUUGUGAAGUUCGAUGUGUUCAUUAAUGACGGAGAUGAGCCAGUGAUCGGACCGGAGAACUCGGAGUUUGCCGGAAGCUUUGUGAAUGUGCCACAUAGGCAUAAGCAUGGGAAGAAGAUGAAGACUUGCUUGAGGUUAGGGAUAAGUGAGUUGUUGGAGGACUUGGAAGCUGAAGAUGAUGAGAGUGUUUUGGUUACUCUGGUCCCAAGAAAGGGUUCUGAUGCUUUGAUCAUUGGUGGUAUCAAGAUUGAGUUUGAUUCCUAAUACUCUGUUUAAAUGCUAGGGUGAGAAAAGAAAAGAAAAGAAAAUAUGACCGUAAUAUAUCAUUUAGGUGAGAAAAUAAAAAUAAAAAUAGAAUGACUGUAUUUUUUUAUUUUAUUAUCGUGUUUGAAUAAUUGAGAAAAGAAAGUAUGUGAAUUUUAAACUGUAUUUUAAGGAAUUAUCUUAAUAUUAUAAAUGUUUUAUAACCAAA